GUAGGCGGAGGUGGGGCCUGGGCACCCGAGGGGUGGGACCCGGGCCGCGGCUGCGACCCCGACCCCGACCCGGAACCACAGCCCAACCUCGGACGGAGAUCCUGAGUGGGACCCCGACCCCAGACUGCCCGCAUGGCCCGCCACGUGUUCCUGACGGGCCCCCCAGGGGUCGGAAAAACAACACUAAUCCAGAAAACCAGUGAGGUGUUAAGGUCCUCUGGUGUGCCCGUGGAUGGAUUUUACACAGAAGAAGUCAGACAGGGAGGGAGAAGAAUAGGAUUUGAUGUCGUCACACUGUCCGGCUCCCGGGGACCUUUAUCUAGAACCGGGUCAGAGCCUCCACCUGGAAAACGUGAAUGCCGAGUUGGGCAGUAUGUGGUUGACGUGACUUCUUUUGAGCAGUUGGCGCUUCCCGUCCUGCGAAAUGCAGGUUCCAGCAGCGGCUCAGGACAAAGAGUAUGUGUCAUCGAUGAGAUCGGGAAAAUGGAACUCUUCAGUCAGCCCUUCAUCCAGGCUGUUCGUCAGACGCUGUCCACCCCAGGAACCAUAAUUCUUGGCACAAUCCCAGUCCCUAAGGGAAAACCGCUGGCUCUUGUGGAAGAAAUUAGAAACAGAAGUGACGUGAAGGUGUUUAGUGUGAGUAUGUCACCAAGGAAAACAGGAACCACCUUCUGCCAGAUAUCGUGACAUGUGUGCAGAGCAGCAGGAAGUGAAGACAGUCUGUGUUCUACACAGGAGGAAGUCCCCCGGUCCAAGAGCAGCCUGAUGGGUGCUGGCUUGUCAGUGUUUUAUGCCUUUGGGUUUAGGAAACUUGGUGGACUUUUCCAAAGAAAGCUUGACAGCUGUUUAAAAUAUCAAAUUAGCUCUAAUGCUGGACUAACUAUACAAGCUUAACAAUCUAUUUUGGCUUAUUUAUGCUUAAAGCCUUCUGUUUAUUUCCUAUUGCAUUUAUGUGCAUGAUAUGGGUAAAUUAUGAAAUCAGAAAUAUUUUUUCAGAGUAUUUGAUGGAAUUCACCCAUAUUGAAGUUUAUAAAUGUGCUCAGGAAAAGGGGGACAAAAGAGUUCACUAUUUAAUCAGUUUUGCAUGUCAUGAAAAUUAAGUUUCUCUCCAGGCGCAGCCACAAGCUCAUACAACUUAAAGGAAUAGUAGUUAUUUGAUUUUCUUUUUAAAACUAUUAUUUCAAAAGAAAAUAAUUUUUGGUCAUCUUCCCCCAUAUUUCAUUGUUUGCCUGUUGUUUAAUAAAUAUAAAAAUAAA
Messenger RNA from Lepus europaeus (European hare), 1256 nucleotides. RefSeq names its product nucleoside-triphosphatase, cancer-related (gene NTPCR). NCBI's taxonomy places the organism in Eukaryota, Metazoa, Chordata, Mammalia, Lagomorpha, Leporidae. The transcript has 5 exons. The record is from RefSeq and is a predicted model, not a curated record. Gene Ontology annotation, molecular function: ATP hydrolysis activity. Bases 133 to 687 code for a protein of 184 amino acids.